This is a messenger RNA of Camponotus floridanus (Florida carpenter ant), 3355 nucleotides long. RefSeq names its product dentin sialophosphoprotein. The transcript is spliced from 4 exons. Lineage: Eukaryota; Metazoa; Arthropoda; Insecta; Hymenoptera; Formicidae. Bases 641 to 1399 code for a protein of 252 amino acids. The record is from RefSeq and is a predicted model, not a curated record.
GAGCGACGGCGCCGCGCGCCUCCGCGCCGUCACCGGUCGGUCGCCCGCUCGCCCACCCGUCCGGCGAUUUCUCGUAGCUGCGCCGUGUGUACGUACGUACGCACGCAUAUCCCCGCGUGUCCCGCGUCGUCAUCGGCAAAGAUGGUGGAUGUUUCUUUACCCCGUGCGAGCUCUCGCCAACAGAUUGCUCCGUUGCUGCUCUUGUCAAUUUUUCUCUCUCCUUCCCUCCUACGCCUCGGGCCCGUGAGCCGUAUGAUCGGCGCCGCGCAAAAAGGCGGGAAAUCGCGGCGACGCCGCGCCAGGAACGUGGCCGUGGCCGCGGUCGCGCGAUGGCGAUCGUCGGCGUGGCGGUCCGCGUCCGGCAGGAACGUCGUCGUCGACGGCCGGGUACGGGAGUCGCGCGCGAGGCGUAUGUAUGCACGACGUCGGAGACGAUGCGGGGACGGCAAAAUGGCGGGAAACUUGAACGAGACGACGGUCUUAGUUCAACGGUCCCCCGAUAAUCUUAUCGCGUCGUAAUUAUCAUGUCGUGCCGUGCCGUGUCGUGUCGUGUCGUGUCCGUUUCUCUUUCCUCCACCGUGACUCUUAAUUCUGGAAUAAUCUCGAGACGCGUGCGACUGCGUAACAAAGCAUUUUCUCAAUGUAUAGAUAUAUACGUAACGCGGUACGACAUACGAAUCGUGAACAGUCGACGGAGGAAAAACCGACUCCGACGAAAAACAAACGAAGCGGCACCAAGAGGCUGUCCACUCUCGAAAGGACCGCUCAGGAGGGUGAGGCAAUCCUAAAGGUGCGUCUCGCGGAGAAUCACGCGGGCAUGAACAAAUCCGUCGGCGAAGUAGAAGGGAGAAGACGUACCCGCAGUUCAGCCAGAGGCCUAACUUCGACAACGCCAGUGCCAUCGCCCCCCAAAAAGGAGAAAAGAGAAACGUCGACGAAGGGCGGUGGUGGCCGUGGACGUGGACGCCCCAAGAGGCAAGAGAAGAAUAAUGAAAAUAACACCGACGAAGAAACGUCCAACAACAAAAGUGAAAAGCACACGGAAGAAGAGUCUACAAAGAUGGAGGUAGACGAGAAAAAGGAUGAGGGAAAGGAGGAAAAAGACAGCAAAGCGAUACAGAAUGAAGACAAAAACGCGGAGGCCGCGGACAGUAAAGACAGUAAAGACGCUGAGAAAACGUCCGAGGCCAAUUCCAAGGAUGAGAAGUUAACGGAAGAGUCUGAGAACUUGGACGAAGCUAAAACCACCUCUCCCAGAGAAGAGAAGAAGCAAGAGGAAGUGAAAGACAGCUCGGACUCGAGUCAAGAUGCAACGGACACAGCAGCGGAAGCGCCACCUUUAUCAUCAGAUUCCCAAAAUCCCUCCAACACUGUUACUACCGAGGAAAAUAAGGAAUAACCUCUUUUCGCCUGUUUUAUGAUUACUUUUAUGAGGUACCAAGACGGCGCACAUAUUGGGGUCACACAAAUCCAGUCCCCUUCGUCUAUUUUAACUAAUUAACACCUUCUUGUCGAUCGUUGCUUCAACCAGCGCAUUUAGAGUUUUGCUUUUAUUUUAUCUUCAGACUAUUAUUUCCAAAUAACGCAACUUUCCCGAAAAUAUGUUUCAAUAAAAGUCUAUUGUACUGACGUGAAUAUUAGAGCUUAAAAUAGACUUAAUUUAUCUCUUUCUGCCUAUAUUAUAUAUAUUUAUAUAUAUACAUAUAUAUAUAUAUAUAUAUAUAUAUAUAUAUGCAUAUAUAUAUAUAAUAAUGUAGGGAGAGAUUGUCAAAUCGUGUAUUAAUAGCUUUAAUUCAGUUUCGUCAGUGCAAUUUCUAAGUUUUCACACAUCAAUUAGACAGGUUUUAAACAUUGAUAAUAUUAAUAUUAGAUCUUUGCUGUUUGCUCAUUAUUGUUUUUUGCAUUAUUAUUGUUCUUUUUUAAUAAGAUAUCAAACUGUAAACCUAAUCUAGCCAAGUUUAUUUUUGUUAAUGAAAAUAUAUGCAUAUAUUGUAAAAAUUUUAUUUUACUUCAUCCAACAUAGUAAAAAUUCUUCUUUUGCGCUGGUUAAUUAGCGAUAAGCAACGCGAGGUGUAGAGCAUACGUUGUUCAUGUACAAUGAUAAUAUUAUUGUAAAAUAUAUUUAAUAUGGACUUAUAUAGAGAGAAGAGAAGUUGUUUUCAAAUCAGAGCUGACAUCUCCGGGGUCCUAUAGUAUAAUGAGCCUACGAUUCAGAUCUGAUAUGAAAGUAGCUAUAAAGAUUAAUUCGUACAUAGCAAAUUACUGUAAUACUUUUAUCGUAUAUAAAUAGUGACUGAAUGAAAUGGAAUAUAUGAGAAUUAUGGUGAAAUGAUUUCUCUUUUUCAUGGAUUAUGCGAAAAUAAAAUUUCUGAGAAACGCGUCGCAGCGUUAUCUGUUUUGCUUUCCUCCUUCGCAUAAGUGUCCACUGAUAAUUUUAUGUGAAUGAUAAUUUUCUAACCGACCAUUAAACUCUGUCUCUAAUAUUAGUUAAUAUUCGAGACUAAUAUUCGACGUUAAUAUUAACAAAUCAACAUUAUAGUUAUCAAUAGAUUAUACGCUGUUUCCAUAUCGCUUUGAAAGGGAUCGGAAAGACAAUUUAUUAUCUAAUGGAAAUUUUUCGUUAUCGUCAUUUUACAUGUCUAUUUUUUUUAUCUUUCAAUACGCAAUCCGUUUUCUUUUUUCCCGCUCCUGUCAUCCUCUCCUUCGUUUUUAUCAGUCCAAUAUUAAAUAUGUUAAUAUUAUUGUGUAUUUGAACUGUAUUGCGAGUGUACAGAUAGAUUAUACGAUUGAUCGAUAUACUACGUCUAUAAAGUUUACACCAUUUGAGACACCAACGGUAAUUAUGCCAGCAAGUUUGAUUAUGUAAAAUUGCAUAUGCAAUAAGAAAUAAGGAUUUUUUCUCAUAAAAUUGUAUAGGACUUUAGCUCUUGAACGCGGAAAUUUUGCAAUGAAAAUUAAUAAUAUGCGAAAAUAUAUAUAAAACUCCAAGGAAAUUUCCCGGCCUCUCUUUGAUGCCAAAUAGAUUUAUAGACACCAAGUAGUAGCACGAGAAUAUAGUCGCUAUAAGUAUUUCCUUAUAAGUCAUACUAAUAUGUUUAUUGAAAUUACGUUACAAAGAAACGUGAACCAUUCCAUCUCUGUUUUCUUUAAUUAUCUAUAAUAUCCUCCUGAGAUUUUCGAUUGUAUAUAGCGAAGAUCAAGUGUAAUAUACGUGUAAAUAGUUUAAUAUUAAGCUUCGUGUAUCACACUGGACCUUUUCUUGAUUACUUUUUGUGAAAUCUCAGCUCUUAGGGUGCCUCUAGCAUUAACACGUUGUACGAUAUAUGAGUGUAGAGAAUAUCGGCGAUUUAAGAAU